CCAAAUCGAUCAUAAACGCUGCCAUUUUGCCGAUCGAGGCUGCUCCACUCCCCGCCCCAAGUUCCAGAUAAGAACUCGCUCGACUCUCUCAACUCCUAUCCCCAUGGCAUCCAUAUCCCUCGUUGGAGCCGCACCGGCGACCACCGCCUCUAAGAUUCUUUUCCCCUCUACCCUCAAGCCGGUGGCCGCCCUUUCUUCUUCCUGGUCUCUACGAGGUGCCGCUCUAGCCGCCGUCGCUGCUACUUCUCGAUCGGAUCUCCCCCUCGGCCGUGGUAGCCUCCUUGUAGUCCGCGCCGCUCGCGGCAAGUUCGAGCGCAAGAAGCCCCACGUAAACAUCGGAACCAUCGGCCAUGUCGACCACGGAAAGACGACCCUUACCGCAGCGCUCACUAUGGCUCUUGCCUCCCUCGGUGGCAGCACCCCCAAGAAGUACGACGAGAUUGACGCGGCCCCGGAGGAGCGCGCCCGCGGCAUUACCAUCAACACCGCCACCGUCGAGUACGAGACCGAGAACCGCCACUACGCCCACGUCGACUGCCCUGGCCACGCCGACUACGUCAAGAACAUGAUCACUGGAGCCGCCCAAAUGGACGGCGCCAUUCUUGUCGUAUCCGGCGCUGAUGGUCCCAUGCCCCAAACAAAGGAGCAUAUUCUCCUUGCGAAGCAGGUCGGCGUUCCUAACAUGGUCGUUUUCCUCAAUAAACAGGACCAGGUCGACGACGAGGAGCUCCUCCAACUGGUCGAGCUUGAGGUACGUGAACUCCUCACGUCGUACGAGUUCCCCGGCGAUGACGUCCCCAUCGUCUCUGGCUCCGCGCUUCUUGCCUUAGAGGCCCUAAUGGCUAAUCCCAAAAUCAAGCGAGGGGAUAACGAGUGGGUCGACAAGAUCUACCAGUUAAUGGACGCUGUUGAUGACUACAUCCCCAUUCCGCAACGGCAGACGGACCUACCCUUCCUCCUCGCCGUUGAAGAUGUCUUCUCCAUCACUGGGCGUGGCACCGUCGCCACGGGACGUGUUGAGCGUGGCACCAUCAAGGUGGGCGAAACAGUCGACCUUGUUGGCCUCCGUGAGACUAGGAACACCACAGUAACUGGUGUUGAAAUGUUCCAGAAGAUCCUCGAUGAAGCUCUUGCCGGCGACAAUGUAGGCCUUCUUCUCCGUGGCAUACAGAAAGCAGAUAUUCAGCGAGGAAUGGUCCUCGCCAAGCCUGGAACCAUUACUCCUCACACUAAAUUCCUUGCCAUUGUCUAUGUGCUGAAGAAGGAGGAGGGAGGCCGACACUCACCGUUUUUCCCUGGGUAUCGGCCGCAGUUCUACAUGAGAACCACGGAUGUCACUGGGAAAGUGACUGGUAUCAUGAAUGAUAAGGAUGAGGAGUCGAAGAUGGUUAUGCCCGGAGACAGGGUGAAGAUUGUUGUGGAGCUUAUCAUGCCUGUGGCCUGUGAACAAGGAAUGAGGUUUGCCAUCAGAGAGGGUGGGAAGACGGUUGGAGCUGGUGUUAUCCAGACCAUUAUUGAGUGAUGUGGUCGUUUGUUUCAUUAACUCGGGUUUACAGGGGCUGCUGCUCGGAUUCAUGUAAGUUUAAUGAUGUUUCAGUUGAAUUAUGCAGAAUCAUGAUGCAAUAGUCCAAGAUCCACCACUGCUAUAUAUUCUUUUCGUUUUGUUUUUUCUUCUUCUUUCUUGUGGCGGUGAUGACCUUUGAAUGCUUAAAGUAAUGGAAACUCUGGAAUUGUAUUUUAUUCAUUGCUCUGGUUUUGCUGA
This is a messenger RNA of Dendrobium catenatum, 1762 nucleotides long. Its product is annotated as elongation factor Tu, chloroplastic. The coding region runs from base 104 to 1522 and encodes 472 amino acids. The record is from RefSeq and is a predicted model, not a curated record. The transcript has a single exon. Lineage: Eukaryota; Viridiplantae; Streptophyta; Magnoliopsida; Asparagales; Orchidaceae. Gene Ontology annotation, molecular function: translation elongation factor activity; GTP binding; GTPase activity. Gene Ontology annotation, cellular component: mitochondrion. Gene Ontology annotation, biological process: mitochondrial translational elongation.